AUGGUAUUCAAUAAUGGCAAUAAUAUCCAGAAAUUCCAUAAAUACGACCCUGCAUUGAAAAGAGACAUAGUUAAGCCUUAUGGAGUGCCGGUGUCUAUUGUCUCAGAUCGUGAUCCUCGUUUUUCAUCUCGAUUUUGGAGUAGUUUCCAUGCAGCUUUUGAUUUUCGGGGCAGUUGGGAGGAUCACAUUCCAUUGGUUGAGUUCGCUUAUAAUAACAGCUAUCAGGCUGAGGUUGGUGAUGGUAGUUUAUUGGGGCCAGAGUUGGUGCAAGAGACUACAGAGAAGGUUGCCAUCAUUCGAGAUCGACUUCGCAUAGCUCAGAGUCGACAGAAGAGCUAUGCAGAUCGACGCCGUCGUGCUUUGGAGUUUAGUAUGGAGAGGAUUGGGGAGGUGGCGUAUAGAUUAGCUUUACCACCCAGACUAUCGACUGUUCAUGAUGUUUUCCAUGUCUCCAUGUUGAGGAGGUGCUUGAGGGAUGAAACUCAGGCCAUUGACUGCACAGAGGUCCAGAUUCGUCAUAAUGCAACCUAUGUUGAGAUGCCUGUUCGCAUUGUUGACAGUAUGGUGAAACAGUUGAGGCGGGCAGAGAUACCUUUGAUGAAGGUGCAGUGGAAUCAUCAGGACGAGAGAGAGGCUACUUGGGAGCUAGAGUCAGAAAUGAAGGAAAAGUACCCACAACUCUUCGAAUAA
Molecule: messenger RNA, 690 nt
Organism: Cornus florida
Lineage: Eukaryota; Viridiplantae; Streptophyta; Magnoliopsida; Cornales; Cornaceae
Exons: 5
Coding region: 1-690 (229 amino acids)
Source: RefSeq, a predicted model, not a curated record